UUGUUUGUUGAAAAUUUGGAAAUGCUAUUUGAAUUCAAUCAGUUUGACUCGGAUCGGCUGAGAUUUGGAGAAGUUUCAGGUCAGGUCAGGGGGGAAAGAGGUUUCAGGAUUCAGGCGUCGUCGGUCGCACUCGCACCACACUCGUCUCUCUGCUCGAUUGCGGGAUGCUCUCCCUGGCGCGCCGCCGCCUCCUCGCCGCCCGCUUCUCCACGCUGCCGGAGGCCGCGCCGCCCGCCCCUCUCGACGCGGCGGCGGUGCAGGAGACGCUCACGCUCUACACCAACGACUGGCGCCGCGCGCUCGACUUCUUCCACUGGUCCGCCUCCCCGGGCGGCGGCAACCUGCGGCCGACCCCGUCGACCCUCUCCCGCGCCGUCGACAUCCUCGGCAAGCACUUCGAGUUCCCGCAGGCCACCGCCCUCCUCCUCGCCCACCACGACCCCACGGACCCCGCCUUCCUCCGCCCCGCCCUCCGCGCGCUCCUCAACCGCCUCGCCGCCGCCAACCUCGUCGACGACGCCGUGCGGGCCUUCGAGUCCACCGCCGCCUCCGUCGGCCUGCGGGACGAGGCCUCCUUCCACCUCCUCGUCGACGCGCUCUGCGACCACCGCCGCGUCGACGAGGCCCACCACCUCUGCCUCGGCGGCAGGGGGGCGGCGGGGCCGCCGCCCUUCCCGCCGGGGACGAAGACCCACAACCUGCUCCUCCGCGGCUGGGCCAAGGCGCGCGCCUGGGCGCGCCUCCGCCAGCACUGGCUCGACAUGGACGCCCGCGGCGUCGCCAAGGACCUCCACUCCUACUCCAUCUACAUGGACGCCCUCGCCAAGUCAGGGAAGCCCUGGAAGGCCGUCAAGCUGUUCAAGGAGAUGAAGCAGAAGCGCCUCCCGGUGGACAUCGUCGCGUACAACACCGCUAUCCACGCCGUCGGGCUCGCGGAGGGCGUCGAUUUCGCCGUUCGGAUGUACAGGCAGAUGGUUGAGGCCGGUUGCAGGCCGAAUACCGCCACUUUCAACACGAUCGUCAAGCUGUUGUGCAAGGAAGGGAGGUUCAAGGAAGGCUAUGCGUUUGUGCAGCAGAUGCACAAGGCCGGGUGCGAGCCCAAUGAGCUAACUUACCAUUGCUUCUUCCAGUAUCUGACCCGCCCGCAGGAGGUCCUUGCGCUGUUUGAGAAAAUGCUCCAGAGGGGCUGCCGGCCGAGGAUGGACACAUAUGUCAUGCUCAUAAAGAGGUUUGGGCGCUGGGGUUUCCUUCGUCCGGUGUUCUUUGUGUGGAAGACAAUGGAAGAGCAAGGGCUCACCCCGGAUGCAUUUGCAUACAACACACUCAUUGAUGCAUUGCUGGAAAAGGGAAUGGUGGAUUUGGCUAGGAAGUAUGACGAGGAGAUGCUCGCAAAGGGCCUCUCACCCAAGCCAAGGAAAGAGCUGGGGACUAAAAUGCCAGGAUCGGAGUCUGACAGUGAUAAUAAUGCAUUACGUGGCGUGAUCUGAAUUCUGGCAGCCAGACAGCAGAACUGAUAUUAAAAUGUUCCUCUACACACUGGUUGUCGUUGGAUCAGAGUGUGACUGAAACAAUGGUGUCAUGAUGAGGCUUUGUGUUGCUGGAGAUCUAAUGUGAGCUUGUGCGCUUGGCACUGAAGGAAAAUAGAAUGGGCAAUGUUGCAUUUCCUGUCAACUUUCAUGCAGCUGUUCCCUUAAAAAACAUGUGGAAGUGGAGGGACUUAGCUCAGAUGUUUUGCACACAAUGUGGUUGCUUGAAAGCCUGUUGAGUGUUGAGCUGUUGCCCAAGUUGAUCAAGGACUGAGUUGGGCUGUUAGCCUGCUUCAACGUUUGGUAACACUGAAUGACAUAUUCUGAGAGCUGGACAGGAAGAUUAGUAGUACAAUUUUAGAUUAGUCCCUUUGCUCCAUAGUUUUGCCAUAUAAUCAUUCCGACCGCCUGAAGCAUUAAUGCCUUUCAAGGCAAACUGCCUUAUCUUGAAUGGGCAUUCAAUCAUACACUCUACAUUGAAGUGAAAUGAAACCAGUUAUAGUUGUCUUUA
Aegilops tauschii subsp. strangulata is the source of this 2037-nucleotide messenger RNA. RefSeq names its product pentatricopeptide repeat-containing protein At1g80550, mitochondrial. The record is from RefSeq and is a predicted model, not a curated record. Gene Ontology annotation, molecular function: protein binding. Lineage: Eukaryota; Viridiplantae; Streptophyta; Magnoliopsida; Poales; Poaceae.